Molecule: messenger RNA, 2409 nt
Organism: Nyctereutes procyonoides (raccoon dog)
Lineage: Eukaryota; Metazoa; Chordata; Mammalia; Carnivora; Canidae
Gene: TMEM129
Product: transmembrane protein 129, E3 ubiquitin ligase
Exons: 4
Coding region: 152-1240 (362 amino acids)
Biological process (GO): protein ubiquitination
Cellular component (GO): endoplasmic reticulum; membrane
Molecular function (GO): ubiquitin protein ligase activity
Source: RefSeq, a predicted model, not a curated record
GCCCCGCGGUCGGGGACACCGUCUCCCAGAGCACCCCGCGCCGACCCGGCGUCUACCUGCCGACGCCCACCGGCUGGGAGUUCUGGUGUCUGUUUCCCGUCCAGGACCGCAGGGCUCUCCCUGACGGCCUCCUGGCGGCCGCGGCACCGUGAUGGACAGCCCGGAGGUCACCUUCACGCUGGCCUACUUGGUGUUCGCCGUGUGCUUCGUAUUCACGCCUACCGAGUUCCACUCGGCCGGACUCACGGUGCAGAACCUGCUGUCGGGCUGGCUGGGCAGCGAGGACGCCGCCUUCGUGCCCUACCACCUGCGCCGCACGUCCGCCACGCUGCUGUGCCACUCGCUGCUGCCGCUCGGCUACUACGUGGGCAUGUGUUUUGCCGCUUCAGAAAAGCAGCUGUAUUCUCUUGGUCAGGCCCCGGAGGCCUGGCAGCUCUUCCUCCUGCUGGCAGUGACCCUGCCCACCAUCGCCAGCACCGUGAUCUACUACUGGUCCUGUGAUCAGUGGGCCCGCCACCCACUGGCCCGCACCCUGGCCCUCUAUGCCCUCCCGCAGUCAGACUGGUGGGCUGUGGCCUCCUCAGUCAACACCGAGUUCCGGCGGAUUGAUAAGUUUGCCACGGGGGCACCCGGUGCUCGUGUGAUCGUGACAGACACGUGGGUGAUGAAGGUGACCACAUACCGUGUGCAUGUGGCUCAGCAACAGGAUGUGCACCUGACCGUGACGGAGUCACAGCAGCACGAGCUCUCCCCAGAUUCCAACCUGCCUGUGCAGCUCCUUACCAUCCACGUGGCUGGCACCAGCCCUGGCGUGCAGGCCUUCGACAUCCGGCUGAACUCCACGGAGUAUGGUGAGCUGUGUGAGAAACUCCGCGCACCCAUCCGCAGUGCAGCCAACGUGGUCAUCCAUCAGAGCCUGGGCGACCUGUUCCUGGAGACAUUUGCUUCUCUGGUGGAGGUCAACCCAACUUACUCAGUCCCCAGCAGCCAGGAGCUGGAGGCAUGCAUUGGUUGCAUGCAGACACGUGCCAGUGUGAAGCUGGUGAAGACCUGCCAAGAGGCAGCUGAGGGCGAGUGCCAGCAGUGCUACUGUCGUCCCAUGUGGUGUCUCACUUGCAUGGGCAAGUGGUUUGCCAGCCGCCAAGACCCGCAGCGCCCUGAUACCUGGCUUGCCAGCAGAGUGCCUUGCCCCACCUGCCGUGCACGCUUCUGCAUCCUGGAUGUGUGUGCUGUGCGCUGAACCUUCUGGCUGGAGCAAAGGAGUGGCCUUGGGGGUCCCUGAAAGCCCUACCAGGGACCCCACAGCCACCAUGAGGAGUAGCCAGGGCUCCAGGCCCUUGUUUGUGUUGUCAUCCAGGGGCUCUUUUCCCAGCCUCAUGGAGCUUGAGGGUUUUUGUUUAAAAAGGAAGUUUUUUUUUUUGCAGCAGUGGCAGUGGGAUGGGACUUCAGUGCCUCUGCUUCCUUUGCUGCUUGUUUCUCCAGGUAGAGGCAGGUGCUGGACACGAACACGGUAUGGCGUGGGGCCCAUUUCCAGAGCAUUCUGAGGCUGCCUGAGCUAUCUUCUGGGAGACCAGGGGUCUGCCUCCAUGGCCCUACCCUGAACCACUUGCCUUAACUUUAUGCAGCACACCUGCCUCUCAGUUACACACCAGAACCAGGUUUAUCUAAGCUGGUUGCAGUCUGUCCUCCAGGCUUCUGAGUCCAGGCCCUGUGGUAGUGUCCCCUCCGCACCCCACCAGGCAGGCUGCUGUGAGGAUGCAGAGAGAGGGGUGCAAGUUCGGGGUGAGAGCACUAUGUGGGCUUUCUGGGUGGGGUGGCCCCUACUUAGUUACCUGCCCCCCCCAGAGGUUCUGGACUUACUGUCGGGCUGGCUUCCAUCAACUCCUGUAAUUCAGCUGCAUGCUUGGGGGGGGGGUUGCCUUUCUCCUGGAGGGCAUGCACCUCCAUGCCUCCUGCUGCCCCAGGAGCCCCGAAAAAGGCCAGGCCUGAUUCCUGGCCGGAGAUGGGUAUUGAGACAUCCUACAUCUGGACAAGUGCUUUGGGAGGUAGCACAGGGCCCACCACAGCUCUGCACCUGGAGUGGAAUGACGUGCCUCUUCCCCAUUCCUGGUGGCCCAUGGGGAGGGCAGGAAUAGCCCGGCCCACGUGGCUGUGGGUGUGUGUGUGAGGGGGUUCAUGCGUGGGGCCCUAAGCCGCGCCCCCCCUCCCCCAGCUGUUGUGUCCGCUGAGGUGAGGGACCCAGCUGGCGGCCAUCGGGGUGGGGCCGGCAAGCCCAGCCUCAGCCCCGGCUCACGGGCUGCCAGAGGAAGCCGGAUCGGGUUAUUUCUACUACUAGGGAAAGUUUUAUAAAGGGGAAUUUAUUGUAGCUGAGUGCGACGGUUCUUAAUAAAUGUUCGUCUGAAGUCCGUA